Nipponia nippon (crested ibis) is the source of this 3909-nucleotide messenger RNA. NCBI's taxonomy places the organism in Eukaryota, Metazoa, Chordata, Aves, Pelecaniformes, Threskiornithidae. The record is from RefSeq and is a predicted model, not a curated record.
AUGUGGUUCACGAAAGCCUGCACACUGUGGAAAGCCACUUCAGCUAGCCAGCUGGUUCUGCUUUUCAGUACAAAUACCUUUGAGGUGGACUCGUUGGAUGUCAUUGCUGACACUUGUAGGUAUGUUGCGCACCCUAAAGAGGUUCCCUAUGUCUAUAUAUUUAUGAAGCCUGAUCCAAAUUUUACGGUAGAUACUAAACUGUAUUCUCUUGAAGGUGCUGUGUGUCCUUUAAUGAAAACAGUUGUCCAUCAUCUCAAACAAAUCGGCAGAGACAGUCUUGGAGUUUCAGGGUUUGAUCUAGCAGAAAGCUUUUCUUUGAGGCAAACAUCUUGUGGAGGGGAAAAAAUCUGUUUUAAACUGGGAAGCGCACCUCUCGUCAGAGACACAAAGCAAGUAUUUCCAAAUGGGCUUCCUGAAGAAUACUCUCUAGUUGCUACGUUCCGUGUACGGCGAAAUACCAAGAAAGAACGUUGGUAUAUCUGGCAAGUUUUAAAUCAGUAUGACACACCUGAGAUUUCUGUCCUUCUGGAUGGUACAAAAAAAGUUGUGGAGUAUAUGACCAAAUCUGCUCAAGGAAAUAUACUGCACUACACUUUUAAGAGUCGAGAAAUUUAUCCAUUGUUUGAUCGGCAGUGGCAUAAGCUUGGUAUUAGCGUGCAGUCGGGGAUCAUUUCCCUCUAUUUGGAUUGUAAUUUAAUUGAGAGAAAGCAGACUGAUGAAAAAUUCACCAUUGACUUGCAGGGAAGGACUCUGAUUGCUUCUCGCGCUGCAGAUGAUAAGCCUGUGGACAUUGAACUUCACCGCAUAACAGUGUAUUGUAAUCCAAAACUUGCAACAGAAGAUACUUGUUGUGAAAUAUCUGCAGACCUGUGCCCACGUGAGGAGAGGUUACUUGCUACGACUUCAUCACCAGUUACUGUUCAUGCCAGCAAAAUAUACACGUUUCCAGGAAUGCAGCAAGAAUCUAGAGAGAGAUGCCACUGCUUUCCAAAUAAAGGAGAAGCAGGAUUGCCAGGAGUAGCUGGUUUGCCAGGACAGAAAGGACAGAAAGGUGAAAAGGGGGAAGCUGGCUUAGUAGGUGCUCCUGGCAUACCUGGUCUUACUGGUUCCAAGGGUGAACGUGGCUUUGCAGGUAGUAAAGGUGAAGAAGGUGAAAAGGGUGAAAAAGGAGAUAAAGGAGAACCAGGACCAGAAGGCAUUCAUGGAAGAGAGCAAGGAGAAGACGACAAAGAUUAUGUGCUGGGCGCUAAAGAUUUUUUAGGGAGUAAUUCUGAUGACAACAAAUAUGCAUUUUUCUUCUUUGCUCAGGGACUAAAAGGUGACCCUGGUAGUCCUGGUGUGGCUGGUCCUAAAGGAGAAAAGGGAGAUGCAGGACCUCCGGGACCAACUGCCUUGAGCGGUUUGCCAGGGCUGGAGGGUCCCCAAGGUCCACCUGGUAAAGAAGGUCAAAGGGGAAGACGAGGCAAACCAGGCCUGCCAGGAAAGCCAGGGCCACCAGGACCUCCUGGUCCUUCUGGACUAAAAGGAAUUCUUGAUUCAUGGAACAAGCAUUAUAAUGAGGGUCAAAAAGGAGAAUUGGGAAUGACCGGUGCAAAAGGAGAAAAGGGAGAACCUUCUGAAAAAGGGGACAAGGGAGAUCCAGGAGAAACUGGAAUGGAGGGAUCAAAAGGAAAUAAGGGUGAAACAGGAGACCCUGGACUACCUGGUCUUACUGGAAAUCCAGGAUCAAAGGGACCGCAAGGACCUCCAGGACCUGUCGGACCCAGGGGACUGCCAGGAGAAGCUGGCUCACCAGGAGAGCACGGGGUACCAGGAAACCCAGGAGUUAAAGGAGACAAGGGGGACCCUGGUGGGAUUAUGGGACCGCCUGGACAUCCAGGUCCAAAAGGUGAUGUGGGACCUCCUGGACCAAGUCUGCCUGGAACACCAGGCCCCACUGGUAUUCCUGGAAACCCAGGUCCACGGGGACCAAAGGGAGAAAGAGGCCUACCUGGUGUACAAGGAGCACCUGGGGAGAUGGGGCCCCCUGGAAUAGGCAUUCAGGGAUCACCAGGUCCUAUAGGUCCAACUGGAUCAGCAGGUGUGCAGGGCCCUAGGGGACCCCCAGGAUUACCAGGAACUCCAGGUACCCCUGGUAUUAAUGGCACUCCAGGAAGAGAUGGAAAGCCAGGACUACCAGGCCCUCCAGGUGAUCCUAUUGCACUGCCACUUGUGGGAGACAUGGGUGCUAUACUGAAGGGCGAUCCCGGCACAAGAGGUCCUCCAGGCAUCCCCGGUAGAGAAGGGCCAAAGGGAAGCAAAGGUGAACGUGGAUUUCCUGGGCUUGCUGGAGAGAAGGGUGAUGAGGGCCUUCAAGGUGCUCCUGGACUGCCAGGCAUACCAGGACCCAGUGGACCAUCUGGAGUCACAGGAAGACCUGGGCAUCCCGGUCCAGCAGGGUCAAAAGGCGAAAAGGGUAGUGAAGGUUCUCCUGGGAAACCUGGACCACCUGGGCCUCCGGGUAUGCCUUACAAUGAAAGAAAUGGAAUGAGCAGCUUAUAUAAACUCCAGGGAGGUGUGAGUGUUGCUAGUUAUCCAGGUCCACCAGGACCUCCGGGUCCAAAAGGAGAUCCUGGCACAGUGGGAGACCCAGGACCGAUGGGAUUACCAGGACUGGAAGGACUCCCAGGGGAAAAGGGUGACCGUGGACCAGCUGGCAUGCCAGGAGUAGCAGGGACACCGGGAAAGCCAGGGUCUCCUGGGUCCCCAGGGAUGCCAGGGGAACCUGGUGAAAGAGGACCUAUAGGAGAUAUAGGCUUCCCCGGGCCAGAAGGGCCACAAGGAAAACCAGGAAUCAAUGGAAAAGAUGGAUUGCCAGGUCCUCCGGGUGCUGUGGGCAGACCAGGAGACAGAGGACCCAAAGGAGAACGUGGAGAUCAGGGUAUUCCAGGGGACAAAGGCCCACAAGGUGAACGAGGGAAACCUGGCCCAUCAGGAGAAAAGGGGGAUGUGGGUCCUAUUGGGCCACCAGGAGACAGAGGCUAUCCAGGAUCACCAGGUCAUCAAGGUCCCCCAGGUUCACCAGGACCCCCAGGGUUUCCAGCUGAUACAGUUUCACUUGAAGAAAUAAAAAAAUAUAUCAAACAAGAGGUUCUUAAGGUUUUUGAAGAAAGGAUGGCUCAGUUUGUAUCCCAGCUGAAGCUGCCUGCUGCCAUGCUUGCCUCGCAAGCUCAUGGAAAACCAGGGCCCCCAGGAAAAGAUGGGUUGCCAGGGCCCCCAGGAAAGGAUGGGUUGCCAGGGCCACCAGGAGAACGUGGAAUUCAAGGUUAUAGAGGACAGAAAGGGGAAAGAGGCGAGCCUGGAAUUGGACUGCCCGGUAACCCUGGACCACCUGGCCCCGCAGCUGCUGGCCUGCCGGGCCCGCCGGGAACGCCAGGCUCACCUGGACCGCAGGGGCCACCUGGACCCAACGGAAGAUGCAAUCCGGCAGAUUGCUAUUACCACAUAUCACAGACUCGGUCACGCACCAGCGGGAAAUAAAAACCCUCUCCCGUAGACACUUGGGUUCACAGUCACUUUUCACUCCUCUCAAUAAGUUAAUUUAAUCUUUGAAGUACUUGGUGCAUUUUUUUUUCCCUCGACGCUGCAUAGUAUAUAAUUUAUGAGGCACAGAAUUGAGCCUUUUUCUGUUAUUUGCAGUGUCGUAAUUAUGAAAUGAUGACAUAUAUUUUCCAGAGUGCAUUCCAUGUGUUAUGUUUCUCAUAUUUAUUUUGCUUAGAGGAGAAAAUAGGCCCAAAUAAUUUUCAUACGCUUCUUUCUUCAAACAAAACAUAUUUUAUUAUAACUUGAGAGAGUAUGUAUGCCUCAGUAUGUAAGCUGGCUUUAUUUUUCUUGCUGGUGGUGAAGUUAAGUGGAGAGAAUGCAGUUCUG